Talaromyces rugulosus is the source of this 4521-nucleotide messenger RNA. RefSeq lists its product as uncharacterized. Gene Ontology annotation, cellular component: endoplasmic reticulum. Gene Ontology annotation, molecular function: phosphatidylcholine lysophospholipase A1 activity. Bases 1 to 4521 code for a protein of 1506 amino acids. Gene Ontology annotation, biological process: lipid metabolic process. The transcript is spliced from 2 exons. Lineage: Eukaryota; Fungi; Ascomycota; Eurotiomycetes; Eurotiales; Trichocomaceae. The record is from RefSeq and is a predicted model, not a curated record.
AUGGCUGCAGCUCAGCAGUCUGCUGCUUCUGCCUCGCUGCCCGGCGCCUCUUCCGUCUCGCCCUUCAUAUCCGUGUCCCUGGGAGAGAGCUUGUCAGCCGCUGCUGCGUCUCUUUCGGCUUCUCCAGAAAUGACCCCGCGCACUCUGCCAUCGGUCCCCCCGCCGGUCGACGCAAUGCCUGGCAUCGUGGGCCGCCUACUCGUCUUUAUUUUUCAUACUGUCCCUAGUCUGCUGUUCUGGGUGAUUGGCUUUGCGACUAUCACGGUGCCGACCUGGCUCUUUACGCUCUUUUCAAUGAGCCUAACCUUCACCAUGAACUUCACGACCAUAUUGUUGAUUUUUGGUCUCAUCCUGUCUACCAUCAUAUGGUUCAUCCGAUACCGCUAUCUCAACAUGUAUAGCCGUCUCCCCCCAGAGCCGCAACGCAAAGAGCCGCAGAUCGACCUCUUCCCGGACAGCCAGGAAGGCGACUCGAAGCCAGGCUUGGCUAACUAUUUGGACGAGUUUUUGAGCGCCAUCAAGGUCUUUGGAUACUUGGAGCGGCCCGUGUUCCACGAAUUGACGCGAACAAUGCAGACGCGGAAGCUAAUGGCCGGGGAAACACUGCAGUUGGAGGAAGAGAAAGGCUUUUGUUUGGUGGUUGAUGGGCUGGUUCAGAUAUUCGUCAAGUCGACCCGUGAGAAUGGCCUCAACCGGCAAACUCCUUCAUCCGCAGUGGAGGACAGCGAUGACGAAGAAGAAGAGUCACAUCGCAUGGCCGGCAACCAGGGAUAUCAGCUGCUUACCGAAGUCAAGAACGGAGCGUCCAUGUCGUCUCUCUUCUCAAUUCUCACUCUUUUCACCGAAGAUAUACAUUUACACCAUGGUAGUGGUGACAACUCUGACAGCAACCCCGAUGGUCCUGCGAUUCCGGAGUCAAUGCCUUCAAGCCCGCACGCAUUCACACACACCUCCCGACCUGCCUCGCGCGAUACAGCAGAUGGACUUGGCGUCGAUCCACUGUCCACUGUUCCCCCGUUUAAUCUAGAGGAUGCCCAUUCCGCCACCGCAGAUAAUUCGCCAAAGGGACAACCCCCGCGGCAGAGUCGACGUAAGCAAGCCAAAUCCGUCCACCCAGACAUCGUUGCUCGGGCCAUGGUAGAUACAACUAUUGCAAUUAUCCCGGCGAGCGCCUUUCGACGUCUAACAAGAAUGUAUCCUCGAGCUACCGCGCAUAUCGUGCAGGUUAUCCUUACGCGUUUACAGAGGGUCACCUUUUCUACCGCUCAUUCCUAUCUUGGACUCAAUACAGAAGUUCUUAGUAUUGAGAAACUGUUGAAUAAAUUCACUGCAUAUGAUCUGCCAAAUGAGUUACGAGGCAGCGCGCUAGAACGGCUGAAAGACAAAUUCCGGCAGGAGAGAGAACGUCUAGGCCCAGAUGACGACUCGAAAGGGAUCGCUUUGCAUAACCCUGUCGCAAAUCGCAGGCGACGCUCAAGCAGCACUUUGAGAAAGGAUGCUGCUCUUCAAGCCAAACUAGUUUCCUCGAGACGUCACUUAUCCAUGCCUACCGACCGUUCCGUAUUAAGCCAACCGCAAGCUAACGGCAUUAGCCCCGGCGAUUUGCUAUCUACGAUUCAGCUCAGCCGUUAUGGCCACCGCCCAGUUCAAAGCACUAAAGUACCAAUGACUCCUACUCUAGAAGUCGAAAGUCCCUUGUCCCAAAGGGAAGAACCGCCAUUCCAGCCACCGCCAAUCCAGACCCACCGCUCUUCUUUUGCUCGAGAUGACAACAUGGAUGAAGAUAACUUGUUCAGAGAGUCAGUUCUCGAAUGCAUGAUGAAAGGGAUAGGCCUUACUGCCAGCACUCGAGAAGCCCUGCGCAAGUCUUACGGAGACCAUUCUCCGAGACUCGUUUCGUAUGACUCACGCCGGCAAAAGGCGGUAUUUAAUAAUGCAUUUGGAUUUAUUGACCCGUACGAUGAUGCUGAUACUGAAUCUACGAUGUCCAUGUCAGCUACCAGUGCCGGAGGAACUUCGCCGAUUCACAAUCUUAGACAAGAAUUAGGCAGCGAUAUUGAGAUUGUGCUGUUUCCCCAAGGUUCUGUUCUGGUCGAACAAGGCGAACGGCACCCUGGCUUGUAUUAUGUCAUAGACGGCUUCUUAGACGUUGGCGUGCCAGUGAAUGAUCGUGGCGACGAUGUUCUUAAAGGCCCACAGCAAUCGGACGAAUUCUUCCCAGGCCUGCAGAAAACGACGACUGGGUCGUCUCUUGCCUCUGUUUCUGACCCCAAACGGAAACGGUCGUCAAGGAGAUCUCUCUAUUUGGUAAAACCGGGCGGCAUGCAAGGUUAUGUGGGCUCUGUAGCAUCGUAUCGCUCUUUCACCGACGUUAUUGCCAAGACAGAUGUCUAUGUCGGAUUUCUUCCUCGUGCCACUCUGGAGCGCAUUGCGGAGAAAUCGCCUAUUGUCUUAUUGACACUGGCCAAGAGACUAACCAGUGUAUUGCCGCGCCUCAUUUUACAUAUUGACUUUGCUCUGGAAUGGGUACAAGUCACUGCCGGCCAGGUAAUUCAUCAUCAAGGUGACGAGAGCGAUUCUAUUUACAUUGUGCUCAACGGACGUCUUCGGUCUGUGCUCGAGAAACCUGACGGAAAGAUCCAAGUUCUGGACGAGUAUGGCCAAGGUGAGAGCGUUGGAGAGCUGGAAGUCAUGACUGAGUCGGCUCGACCAGGCACGCUGCAUGCAAUCCGCGAUACUGAACUAGCCAAGUUCCCUCGCUCGCUUUUUAAUAGUCUUGCGCAAGAACAUCCGGCCAUCACUAUCCAGAUAUCAAAGCUUAUCGCUAAACGCAUGAGGGAUUUGGUAUAUAAUCCUUUGACCGAAAAGUCUAGCUCCCCCAGCAACAUUGCCACUGCCAAAACUGCGACCUCGACAAUCAACAUGCGUACUGUCGCCAUAUUGCCGGUGACUGCUGGCGUACCUGUGAUUGAAUUUGGCAAUCGGUUACUCGCUGCUUUCAAUCAAGUGGGUGUGACGAAUGGGGUGACUUCACUCAACCAAGCAGCUAUCCUAAAUCAUCUCGGGAGACACGCUUUUAGCAAGAUGGGCAAACUCAAGCUGUCACAAUACUUGGCCGACCUUGAAGAAAAGUACGGGAUGGUGGUCUACAUUGCAGACACAAACGUCAAUUCGCCGUGGACACAAACCUGCAUCACCCAGGCUGACUGUAUCCUGCUGGUGGGAUUGGCGGAAGGGUCGCCUAAUAUCGGCGAAUAUGAACGUUUCCUCCUCGGCAUGAAGACGACUGCACGCAAGGAACUCGUUCUUCUUCAUGCCGAGCGGUAUUGUCUCCCAGGUCUGACGCGGCGAUGGCUAAAAAACCGCAUGUGGAUCAACGGCGGGCAUCACCACGUUCAAAUGUCAUAUCGUCUAACCACCGAGCCUGCGCAUCCUCAGGCGAAGCGUUUUGGAACAGCAUUGAAACAACGAGUGCAAGUCAUUCAAGCCGAGAUUCAAAAAUACACGUCGCGUCGCAUUCACCAAACCCCAUUGUAUUCCCAACAGACGCCAUUCAAAGGAGAUUUCCAUCGACUAGCUCGUCGACUCUGCGGAAAGUCUGUUGGUCUAGUUUUGGGUGGAGGAGGAGCUCGCGGUAUUGCUCAGGUCGGUGUGAUCAAAGCGAUUGAAGAGGCUGGUAUUCCCAUCGAUAUCAUCGGUGGCACCUCGAUCGGAUCUUUCAUCGGUGCGUUAUACGCCCGUGAUGCCGACGUUGUUCCCAUGUAUGGUCGCGUAAAGAAGUUUGCCGGCCGAAUGGGCAGCAUCUGGCGAUUUGCACUGGAUUUAACGUACCCGGCUGUGUCUUACACAACUGGACAUGAAUUCAACCGCGGUAUCUUCAAAGCGUUUGGUGACAGUCAAAUCGAAGAUUUCUGGCUUGAAUUCUACUGCAACACCACUAACAUCAGCAAAUCCCGCAACGAGUUUCAUUCUUCAGGCUACGUGUGGCGAUAUGUCCGUGCGUCGAUGUCUCUGGCUGGCUUACUUCCACCGCUAUGCGACGAAGGAAGUUUGCUUCUCGACGGAGGCUAUGUGGAUAACCUAACGGUUGCACAUAUGAAGAGCCUCGGCGCCGACAUCAUCCUGGCCGUGGACGUUGGCUCUCUCGACGACAACACACCUCAAGACUAUGGUGACACGCUAUCUGGAUUCUGGACGUUUGUCAACCGAUGGAACCCAUUCUCCGCGACACCCAACCCUAUUACCCUCAGCGAGAUCCAAGCGCGCCUCGCCUAUGUUUCCUCGGUCGACAGUCUAGAACGCGCCAAGAUCAUGCCAGGGUGCCUAUAUAUGCGCCCUCCAAUCGACCCGUAUGGAACACUUGACUUUGGCAAGUUUGACGAAAUCUACGAGGUUGGGUAUGCCUAUGGCCAGAAAUUUCUAGACAAAUUGAAACGUGAAGGUGCACUACCUGUGGCCGAGGAGUCCACAGAGGAGAAGAAGUUGAGACGAACAAUGGCGCCUAGAAGAGCUAGUAUUUGA